Cicer arietinum (chickpea) is the source of this 582-nucleotide messenger RNA. Lineage: Eukaryota; Viridiplantae; Streptophyta; Magnoliopsida; Fabales; Fabaceae. The record is from RefSeq and is a predicted model, not a curated record.
AUGGUUGUUUCAAACUUCACUUCAUCAUUUUCUUCUCAUUUCUUCAAUCUAUCUUCUCUCUACAAACUCACAUCCACAUCAUCUUCAUCUUCACUUCUUUUCCUAAGCCAUCACCAUCACCAUGUUCAUCACCCAACAAAACAAACCUCAAAAGCUUCAAACUUUACCAUCAAAGCUUACAUGGAAACACCAAAUUCAUUUUCAAGCAUUGCAAACAAAGUCAUUGGUGCUCUUCCUGUGAUUGGUCUGUUAGCUAGGAUAAUGAGUGAUGAAGGUGGUGUUGGUGAUGAUCUUGUUGAUUUUGCUGAGUUUAGAAGAAGGGUUGGUAAGAAUUGUACUGCUGAUGAUUCAACUGCUUUUUAUAAGUUCCAAGAUCGAAGAGGAAAGGAAGGGGAUCCUAUCUAUGUUCUGUUAUGUUGUUGGUUAGCAGCUGUUGGUGCAGGUCUUCUUAAAACUGAGGAGAUUUUGGAAGGAGUUGCUAGGCUUCGAAUCUCGGACGACAUCGAAUUUGAAGAACAGACCUUCAUAGCUUUGAUGGAUGAAGCAAGAGAGGAAUGGUCUAAAGAUUGGGAUGCUCCUUGA